This is a messenger RNA of Cicer arietinum (chickpea), 965 nucleotides long. Its product is annotated as nudix hydrolase 17, mitochondrial-like. Gene Ontology annotation, molecular function: pyrophosphatase activity. Lineage: Eukaryota; Viridiplantae; Streptophyta; Magnoliopsida; Fabales; Fabaceae. Gene Ontology annotation, cellular component: nucleus; cytoplasm. The record is from RefSeq and is a predicted model, not a curated record.
UAUAGUUUCCUUUGUCCAUUCUUUCUCAAUCUAAAAUACCCUUUUCUUCUUUUGCUUUCCAUUAAUCUUAUAUACAUCAAAGAUCUUCUCUUUUUCUUGUCUCCUUUUGUGGGUUUAUUGUGAUUUAAAUAGUGAUUUCAAAUUCAUUAAGUGAAAAGGUUAAUCAAGUGUUCAUUUUUUAGAGAGAAAGAUGGUUUGUUUGGAAUCUCGUACUGGAAGACAAAUGCAGAGAUACAAUAGUGCUGGUGGUCGCCAAGUUGUGGGGUGCAUCCCUUAUAGAUAUAAACAAGAGAUUGAUGGCAAUAUGAGCAAUGAAUUGGAGGUACUUGUGGUUAGUUCACAAAAGGGUCAAGCAUUAAUGUUUCCUAAGGGUGGAUGGGAACUUGAUGAAUCUUUAGAAGAAGCAGCUCUUAGGGAAUCACUUGAAGAAGCAGGAGUUAUAGGACUUGUUGAGCAUGAAUUGGGUCAAUGGAGCUUCAUUAGCAAGAGACAUGGCACAUACUAUGAAGGUCACAUGUUUCCUUUACUUGUCAAGGAACAACUUGAACUUUGGCCAGAGAAAAAUCUACGUAGAAGAAUAUGGAUGAAUGUUGUUGAAGCUCGAGAAGUUUGUCAACAUUGGUGGAUGAAAGAAGCAUUAGAUAUCCUUGUUGAUCGGCUAACUCCAAAGCUGACUUAACAAAUUUAGGGACCUAAAACAAAAUUCAAACAAAUAUUAAAUGUACUCCGACAAUUGAUUAAUUUUAUACUAAAUUAUUUAGUUUUAAAAUUUGUCAUCCCAAAUUUAUUAGAAAGUGUUUCGCAUUUCUAUAGUAUAAAUAUCGAAAUUGUUAAUGUGGUUGAAGCCUGAGAAAAUUGUGACUAUGCAUGGAUGAAGGAAGGAUUUAGAUAUAAUAAAUACGAGUAAUAUAAGUGGUUGAUUUUUAUAAUAAAAAUAGUAGGGCGAUGUGCAAUUUAAGUUUUAA